Molecule: messenger RNA, 3378 nt
Organism: Conger conger (European conger)
Lineage: Eukaryota; Metazoa; Chordata; Actinopteri; Anguilliformes; Congridae
Product: otoancorin-like
Exons: 24
Coding region: 1-3378 (1125 amino acids)
Biological process (GO): cell-matrix adhesion
Cellular component (GO): cell surface
Source: RefSeq, a predicted model, not a curated record
AUGACUGAGACUCUGCUGCUCCUGGUGCUCCUGUUCCUCCCAAGUCUUGGGCCAUCCUUGGACCCACAAUACAGAGUACACCAGCCUGGUGAGACACAUACACAGCAGCCCUGGAACCCACUGGAGGCCCUGAGGUACCUGUUGCACAGAAACACCUCUUUCAGUAUGGAGAGAAUCACAACCAUCCUGGGGGAUUAUCAAAGGUCCCUGAUUGAUGAUCCCCAGUUUCUCGUCUCUGAGAUCAGCUCUCUGGACAUCCUGCAGUUUACUACCGUGUUGCACCUGCUUUUCACUGGGAGAAAGGAGCAGGCCAUACUGAUAAGCAUAGACAUUUUCUUCCAGACUAUGCUGAUAAACAUAGACUUUGAUGUGAUGAAGACUUCACUGGAAGACAGCCCUGGUGGCAAUCGCUCCCUGUUUGCUGUGUCCAGAGAAAAAUGUGUGUUGGCACUCAGGGAAGGGUUCUGCGUUGACUUGAUGGGCACCUUGCUUGGCCUAUCAGGCGGAGAGUUUGUUGAAGAGGAUUUUAUCUCAGACUUGCCAGUGGAUAUCUCUGAUGACACUUUCCGAAACCUCACAGCGGUGUUUAAGGACUUGUAUGACAUGUUCUCUGUGACCACACAGAAGGCCAUCUAUAAGUGGAUCACUCAGGGACUGCAGAGGACCUCUAAAUCCAGCCAUAGCCCCAAUGCCUGGAUGACUGCUGAGAACCUGUGGUUCCUGGGCAGGUACAUGGUUCACCUAACUGUGCCAACCAUUCACAGGGUCAGCCUCAGUGAGAUGAAGAUUUUCAUUCACUACGACAAUGCCACCAAGCAGCUGGACUCUGUGUACGACAUUAAAUUAGGCCCCGGCAAAGCCUUCCUGCACAGAAUCAACGCCUCAGGGUUUGACAUGACCAACGUCUCAACUGCCUACAGAUUGGGAUUGUUGGUGUGUUUCUAUGACAGCGUGCAGCUGUUAGAUGCCAGUGAUGCGCGCAGUCUGCUGCAUCAGUUGAUUAAAUGCAACCAGUUGCGGGGGAGUCAGACAGAGGUGCAGAAGCUAAAGUCUCAGCUCUUGUCACUGGUGAUACAGAACCAGACACUGAAUGAGUCUUUGGGCUCAGUGUCAGAUGCAGUGGUUGGUCUGACUCCCAGCCAGCUGGAGUCUCUGUCAGCUCAGGCAGUGCAGAGGUCCAUGGGUGUCCUCCAGCAAGUCCCUGGUUGGACGAGAAGCCAGGCCACUAUACUGGUACACAAGUACAUGGGCACCAACAAGGCUUUGUCUCUCAGUAACAUCAAUGAGCUGGGUUCUCUGAUCUCUGGGUUGGAUGCCAACCUCUUCUACAGUGUGAACAUGACGGAACUGGCUCAGGCCACAGAAGGAGUGCUGCUUCGCUACGUCACACACCUCAGUGCUGCCCAACAGCAUGCCAUCAUCAGCCAGAUGCUGACUGCAGAGGAUGUGCAGGGGGUGCUGAGCAGGAUCCACGGGGCACUCUUCAGUGAAGUGCCUCUCUCUAGCCUGCUGAAAUUACCUGGUUUAGAGUGUGCUACCCUGGUGGACAAACAUCUGACCAGCAGCCAGGCUAUCUUUUUAUACGAUUGUCUCUCCAAGAGGACUCCAGAAAUUAAUUUGAUGAGCAAUGGGCAGCUCUUGAAGGGCAUGACAUGUGAGAGAAUACACAGGAUGGAUGAAGACUUCCUGAUUGAAAACCUCCCUGUCUUCAAACGGAACUUCCAUCUCCUCUCUCCCUUCCAGAUGAACUGCUUGGCUUGGAGGUACUGGGAUGUUGUGGACACACCAAACUCAACCAUCCCCUCCAUCCUACUGUUGGCACUACCACCGGAGUAUGUGGACAACAUGCCAAACUCAUCCUGCAAACAGUUUUUAUUUGCACUGAGUAACACGGACCUUGAUCACCUCACUGUGCAUGCAGAGAAACACAAAGCUGUUAUGAGGAAGGUUCUCCAAUGUCUGAGCGAGGGAAUUCAGGAUGAGUAUCAUGUGGACCUCCUCGGAACGCUGCUAUGUCACUUCCCCCCUGAAGCCAUCCAUACCCAACUUUCACCUGCUGCCGUGCCUGCUGCCCUCCAGCAGCUGCGGGGCUGUGCCCGUCUCACCCCGGAGCAGAGGGCCUCAGUCAGGGACAAGAUCCUGCAGCUCUAUGGGCCUCCUGUGCACUGGAGUGCAGAGCUGACUCAGGACAUGGGACCUCUAGUCACAGUGCUUUCCAGGGAGGAAAUAUUGGUGUUGGCCAAUAAGUAUCCAGAGGAGGUUUUACCCCUAGUGGUGCAGGCUGGAAAGACUCCUCUACCAGAUGAGUUCCUGACUGCCAUUUUUGAGGUGGUACGUGGAGCUGGACACCAAAACUGGACCAACGCAGAUUCAGAGACUGACUGCCAUUUGGUCAGAGCACCCUCUGCUGACGAAAUCAGAAGGUUGUCAGAAGCCAAUGUCUUCUGGUCUGCUAAGGAGUUGCAGUGCAUUAGCGAUGACACCUUCAAUCAGACAGUGGAACUUCUGGGCUCAGUACAGGGGUACAACCUAACUCAGCUCAUGGCCCUUAAGACCAGGGCUAAACAGGCCUGGGGUCCACUGUCUACCUGGAGGAGCUAUCAUGUGAUCGCUCUGGGAUCCAUUGCUCUGGCCUUGACCGAGGUGGACAUUAAAGAGCUGAACCUCAGCUCAGUUGACACGUUGAGUGCUCUCAGUCAGCAGAACAGCUGGACACUACAGCAGAUGAAUAGCCUGCUGUAUCGCUUCUUGGAAGCCUCUGAACUCAGUCUAGGAGAGCUGCGGGGGUCUGACUUGGCUGGGCUGGGGGUGCUGUUGUGUGGACUGGAACCCAGCCAGGUCAACCUGAUCAAUCCUGAAGCCUACAGCUCCACAGCAGGCUGCAUCGGCUCCCUGCCUUGCACCCUGCCAGUCCUGAAGGAGCUGAAGAAUAUAGCAGAGCAGAUUUUUGGGGUCACUGCUACCUGGAAUAGCUCUGUGCUACAAGAGGUGGGCACGGUGGCAGCUGGCAUGAGUGUAGAGGAGAUGAGAAACCUAAGUCCACAGAUGUUGCCUUAUCUGCAGCCCCAGGCCAUAGCUGCAAUCCCCUGUGAGAUCUUCCGCGAGUUUUCUCAGGAACAACUACAGAGCUUGGGCCGAGAGAAUGCAAUGGCAGUGACAUCAUCACAAUGUGUCCAGCUGACUAAAGAACAGCUGUGGGGCCUUCAAGCAGCCAGAGAUGGCCUGAGGGAAGGUCUCUCCAGCCACAUCCAUUCUGCUGCCACCUUCGACCUCAGCACCAACACAGCCAGCUCUGGUAUCCACCUAUGUUCCCCAGCACACUCCCUGGCAAUCACUUAUCUCUCAUCUGUCAGUAUAGGACUUACAGACCCCACAUGA